AUGGAGAGUGGCUCAACUGGCUCAGUCUAUCUAUCAUCUUCGCUAUGGCAGAAGAUACGGAAGUGGGGGGACGAGAACCUAAACUUUUUCAAGCUACACCUCAUGGCCUUCACCAUAGUUCCCCUCAUUUGUGCAGGCAUCCUCUACGCCAGCAACGGCCUUUUCCCCAUCCGCUUCAUCGACGCCCUCUUCAUCUGCAUCAGCGCGACAACCGGAACUGGAUUGACCACGGUCGAUCUCAGUGCGCUCACAGCCUGGCAACAAGUUAUCAUAGCGGCGCUCACCAUAGCCGGAAGCCCUACCACAGUGGCUUGGAUAGUUGUCCUCGUUCGGAAACACUACUUCACUACUCAUUUGGAUGGUAUCGUCAAACGAGAGCUCAGCAGAUCACCCACGGCCUCCACGCUCCGCCUCUUUGACACCCUCAAGGCAAAGAGUAAGGAUCCUAGGCGCAGAAGCCAGACCUUUGCGUCAAGAACCCUCGACUCUGUGGAGCUGCCUCGAACAACGAUCCCCGAGGUUCAUGUCAUACCCGUUUCUCGGCAGAGCAGCGAGAUCGCUGCAGUCGACGCCUUUGCUAGACCGACUGGUGUUGGGGGUGCACCAAAGCGACCCGGACCAUUGGCGCCUCUGAUGGUGGAUAAUCGCUCGCUUGUUGUGCCAGAUACGACGGGAACGCCGACGCUCAGAGUCAGACCGUCGCCCACCAGUAACGGCAUUCUGACGCGGUCAUCGACUCUCAUGUCCCCGUCCUCACUCUACGCGGAUGACGGGAUCCAAAGGACGGCGUCAAGCGUGCAUUUCACCCAAGAUGCCAAUCAGGACCUCAGGAGACGAGUACUCGACCCGCGGCUGCAUUCUGCGACGCGACAGCAGAUGGAGCAAUUGCACAUCGACGCUGGUCUUCCGCCUCCCGCCAUCACGCCUGACGACCGUGGAGGCUUCAUAAACCCGCUCGGUCUCCUUGAUGCCAGUUUCAAACGCGUAGCACCCAAUUUGCGCACUGCGAUUCGUCGAAAGCUCACGAUGCCCGCCCAAGAGACGUUCUCAGGCGCCGCCCGCAACACAUCCAUGGAUCAAGAACAUGGCUUCGGCGUAUGGCCCCCUGAGGUAGUCAGACCCGGAACGCACGCUGAGAGGCGGGUGCCGUACCUUUCACCUGGAACUUCCCUCUCUGUGCGGACGGGUAGUACCCUGAGCUUCGAGAGCCUGGCCGAGCAGGAUUACGAGGAGCUUGGCGGAGUAGAGUAUCAAGCACUGAGGGCUUUGCUGUGGCUCGUCCCCUGCUUCUAUCUGACAACGGUCGCCUUGGGCUUCGCAGUGAUAGCACCUUACGUGGCAAUGUCUCGCUGGCGCGAGAUAUUCCUGCCCCCAAAUCUGAACAGACCUCUCAACUCGACAUGGUACAGCCUUUUUCUUAUCAUCAGUGCUUGGGCGAAUACCGGCAUGUCGCUGGUUGAUCAAAACCUCAUUCCAUUUCAACGCGCAUAUCCACUACUCCUCACCGUCAUCGCCGUCGCUCUGCUUGGAGAGACUGGGUUUCCUGCCGGACUGCGUUUCAUCGUUUGGGCACUUUCCAAAGUCACGCACAGGGACGGGCGCACGCAUGCGGCGUUAAGGUUUCUCCUUGACCACCCACGGCGAUGCUUCAUCCUGCUGUUCCCCAGCCGACAAACAUGGUUCCUACUGACAGUCCUCAUUGCUCUCAACUUGACUGAUUGGGUCGCAUUUAUGGUCCUUGACAUCGGCAUCCCCGAGAUCGAGGCCAUUCCACUUGGCGUGCGGGCGUUGCUGGGCACGGUCCAAGCAGUUGCUCUACGGAUCGCUGGCUUCACGGCCUUCUCUCUUGCUACACUUGCACCGGCCAUGAAGAUACUGUACCUGGUGAUGAUGUACGUUGCAGUAUAUCCAGUAUCGAUGAGUGUACGUGCAACGAACGUCUACGAGGAGCAGUCGCUUGGCAUAUUUGAAGAGGAGGAGAAUAAGCCUUGGAGAGACCUCGAAAACGAGGCUGCCUACCCGGAGAGCGAUGGGCGCAUUGCCAUAUGGGGGCGUUAUCUUGGUCGGCACAUGCGCUAUCAACUGUCGCACGACCUGUGGUGGCUUAUGCUCGCCCUCAUCGUUGUUGCUGUCGUGGAACGAGGCAACAUCCGCGACCCGGCGAGCGACUCGUGGUUCAACCUCUUUACCAUUAUAUUCGAAACGGUCUCUGCGUACACGUCCGUCGGUCUUUCCUUUGGCAUACCGACCGCCAAUUACUCCUUAAGCGGGGCAUUCAGUACGCUUAGCAAGGUCAUCAUGUGCGCGAUCAUGCUUCGCGGGCGCCAUCGAGGUCUACCUCUGAAGGUUGACCGGUCAAUCAUGCUCCCGAGAGAGUUCGAGCAGAACAAGCGCGAGCAUCUCAAGCGUCUGCGCGCUUCACGUUUGGGACCGGCAAGCAGAUUCCUCGACACAGGCAUGGCACGCUCCAUAUCUGGUUUCUCGCGGACACCGGUAUCCCCUACACCCGAACGUCUCGCGACUGUGAAGGAGAGCGCGGAUGAUGAGAAGGAUGAAGGCGCGAGUGACAGCGCUGAGGAGAAGAGGGCGGACAGAAAGAUUGUCGAAUAG
This is a messenger RNA of Peniophora sp. CBMAI 1063, 2610 nucleotides long. The record is from the annotation of a GenBank genome assembly. NCBI's taxonomy places the organism in Eukaryota, Fungi, Basidiomycota, Agaricomycetes, Russulales, Peniophoraceae.